Molecule: messenger RNA, 3482 nt
Organism: Chara braunii
Lineage: Eukaryota; Viridiplantae; Streptophyta; Charophyceae; Charales; Characeae
Source: the annotation of a GenBank genome assembly
AUUCUAGUGUUGAGUGACAGUAGCGCGAAGUUGUUCAUAGAGCUCUGCAAGACAUUACCUCAAAACACUGUUUACUACAUUUCGCCGGAGUUCUCGCUUGGUGUGAGGGACAUGAUAUCCAAGAUAAAGGAAAGGUGGGAGAUGGUGGAUGGAAGAGGUGCCUGGGAAUCGCGGAAGACUGUCUCUCCUGUGCUGGAGUCGGUGCUUUUCCUUAUGCAGAUCUGCAAGAGUGUUCACAUAUACGGAUUCGAUCAUCCUGAGCCAUAUAGUUCACGAGGUUCCAAAAUGCGGAGCUACUUUGAUAAGGUGGGCGAUAUUUUGGUCAGCCAGUAUAGCAGCCACAUCCGCGGCCACCUCCAACGACGGAAUAUGCGGGAGCUGCACCCACCAGCAGGUGUGACACCUGCAGGUUGUACAGCUGCAGCUGCAGCAGCAGCAGCAGCAGCAGCAACAUCAAUCAUGCUGAUCGUCAUCAUCGCCAUCAUCAUCCUCAAUCAUCAUCAUCAUCCUCAAUCAUCAUCAUCAUCAUCAUCGGUUGAUGAUGAAGGCGAUCUCAGGGAAAAAACGAUGACGUUUCGAAAUCUAAGAAGUGGUCGGCAGUGGGGAAGGGGAAAGGAGGGCUCAGCAGCUUGCGGUUCUGUGCUUCCCAUUUGGCUGAUGCUCUCUGGGUUUGUUGUUGACGUCAAUCUUUUCGGUUACAGCCUUACAGGUUUCCAGAUUAGGAAAAAGAGUCAGCUGCCGAGUGGUGCGCACGCUCUCGAUGCCUAUCUCAAUCGAAUGCAGGGAACAAUUUUAGAUCCCGAUUGGGAGGGAGGAGUCAUGGCGGAUGUUCAGAAGCAUGUCAGUACAAACACUGCACAGCUGGAAUCCUUCCUAAAGGAYYUACAGGAGAUGGAACAAGUGAUGAGGCGUAAGCAUUCUAAAGAUGGACAACAGGGGAGAACAACACAGGAGCCASCCCAGAUGAGUGCGGAGGCGAUUCAGGAGGAAAAGAGGGAGGGGUCGUCAUCGCCGCCRCCGCGGAGUGCCGCUGCUGUGGCACAAAAAGCUAACGUUAAGUCCAAUGGCGCAAAGCACAUGUUGGACCCAGCCCAGAUGCGCCCGAAGGUGAUUCAGCAGGAGAAGAGGGAGGGGUUGUCACCACAACCACCGCAGAGUGCCGUUCCUACGGCACAAGCUAACGUUAAGUCCCAUGCCGCAAAGCACACGUACGAUCAUUACCACAACAAGUGGGCAAGAUUUGAUGAGGAUGCAGCCCUUGCUGCAAUCGACGAUGAGGACAAGGAGGGCAAAGCUGUGUCCACUGAAAAGAUUUCUCCAUCGGGGGAAAGAGAAGGAGUUGGUGCAAUGAUGGCGGGUGGAGUUGUCUCCGAACAGAGUAGGGAUGCGAAGGGGAGUGGCCAUCGUCUGGGAUGCAGCAAGCGCGGACCUGGUCUGAUGGAUUCUGUUCCUGGAAUGGCAGAUUCUGUUCCUCGGACAGCUGGUGGGUUGUUGCCGUUCAAUGCAAAAAGAGAAAAGAGUGAAUCUGUCUCAGGCGACAUGGUUGCCCGCAAGGGACACGCUCCUCCGUCUGCUUCGUCUCCGACUAUUGGAGCGUGGAGAGGCAGCAGUGCAGCGGCAAGACCAGAGAUGGUUGGCCACCUGUCGACCACCGACUCGGCGAGGUUGCCGUCGACGUUGCCGUUGUCCCAUCUGAAAGGGACAAGAACGGGAGCCAUUGAGAGCGGUCCAGCCGCCAUGCUUAGCAGGCUUUCUGACACCGCUGACUUUGACGACGCAUUACCAGAUGCGGCAUCCGAAAAGGGUAAAGGAAAUGAAUUCUUUCGGCAAGGCCGGUACUCUGAUGCGAUUGAUUGCUAUUCCCGGAGCAUUGCAUUGAGGCCCACUUGCAUCGCUUACGCCAACAGGGCGAUGGCGCUUCUGAAACUGAAGAAGUACAGAGAAGCAGAGGAAGACUGCACGGAGGCAAUCGAUCUUGAUGACAUGUACGUGAAAGCGUACUCGCGCCGAGGAUCUGCAAGAAAGGAGUUGAAGAAGUACAUAGAAGCUUCCCAAGACUUUGAGGUUGCGCUCCGUCUUGAACCGGAGAACAAGGAGCUGAAGCAGCAAAUGGAGUCUGUUCUGCCCUUUUGUGAAAGAGAGAGAGGGGUAGGGAAAAAGACUAGUCCGGUCUCUGUCCAGGAAGGCUCUACUCGUCUGAGUCCUGCCUCUGUCGCCACCUCUGCUCCUGCUUCUCGGAGCGUGCCCGCCUUCUCGUCGCUACAACCUUCGUCCAUCGGCAAUGCCACAAGAGGAAGGGCAGGCUCUCACACAGCAGUUGGAUCGGAAGCUGUGUCAAGAGUCAGAAUAACUGAGCUCUCUUCCGAAGAGCGAGGGGUAAGCUGGAGCAUGAGGAAAGUGGGGGGAGGAGCUGGUGAGCGGGAGGCGAAGGCUGUGUCUGGCGUGCUUGCUGAUGAAGAUUCUGUGAAGACGAAAGGAAGUGAACAGAAAGCGAGGGGAGGAGGUGGUGAGUGCGAGGCGAAGUCCAUGUCCGGCGUGCUCGCUGACAAGGAUUCUGUGAAGGCAAAGGGAGGUGUCACUGAACGAAGAGCAGGGGGAGGAGGCAGUCAGCAGGAGACGGAGUCUGUAUCUCGGACUCUUGCUGAAGAAGAUUCUGUGAAGAGAAAGGGAAGCGAGGGAGAAGUGAGGGAAGGAGGUGGUGAGCAGGAUACCCAGUCUGUGUUGGGCUCUCUCGCACAUGGAGAUUCUGUGAAGAAGAAGGGCACUCAACAAACGUUGGAAAAGGCCAGAAAGACGGCAGCGGCAGCGGUAGCCGCGCAGAGGCAGCAGGCUGUCAUGGGUGCACAGGCAAUGGCAGCUCGUGCCGCGGCAGCGGCAAGAGUGACGGUGGCCAAGAAGGUGAUUGCCCCCAAGACAGCCUACGAGUUUGAGAACGUCUGGAAGACUCUGGCAGAAGAUCGGCAAGCGCAGGCUCGAGUCCUUCGGAUGGUGGACCCGUCGACAUUGCCAAAGACCUUCAAGGAUGCAUUGAGCGCCAACCUGCUUUGCGACAUUUUUGCAGUUGUUGAUGAAUGUUUCCUUCCCGGUGAUGCUGCCAGGGGCAUUGACAUCCUUGAAAAUCUCCCAAGCGUCGGUCGGUUCGACAUCACAAUGGUGUUCUUGACGAGCCAGCAAAAGGCCAAACUCAGACACGUGUGGGAGGAAUCGGCGAAAUCUGCAGCCAUCUCAACUGAGCUGCAGGAGCGUCUUCGGUCCAUUCGUGCCAAGUACCAUGUGUGAGUCCAGAUGAUCGCAUUCGGAGAGGUGGCUGUAAAUUGAUCGACGGACGUGGCUGUGAUACAUGAUGUCUUCUGCAUAACCAGAGACAGAGAAUGCUGUGAAUCACAUGCACCAUGUCCAAGGACCCUUCUCGCACGCUAAGCGAUAGCAACGAGAUAGCCACGAGAUAGCAACAAGAUAGCAACGAGAUAGCAAUGAGAUAG